Aspergillus ruber CBS 135680 is the source of this 991-nucleotide messenger RNA. It is a transcript of the gene pup3, whose product is annotated as proteasome core particle subunit beta 3. Gene Ontology annotation, cellular component: proteasome core complex; proteasome core complex, beta-subunit complex. The record is from RefSeq and is a predicted model, not a curated record. The transcript has 4 exons. The coding region runs from base 140 to 760 and encodes 206 amino acids. Lineage: Eukaryota; Fungi; Ascomycota; Eurotiomycetes; Eurotiales; Aspergillaceae. Gene Ontology annotation, biological process: proteasome-mediated ubiquitin-dependent protein catabolic process.
ACAACCUCCUCCUCCUCCAACCUCCAUCACCUCUCCUGUUGUCACGCCAUCCACCACGUUUUUGCGGUCCGGAGCUGCUAUUCUGCUCUGUGAUACUUCUUCCAAGCUACUCGUCCAUUGAUUUUGACUCAAAUUCACCAUGAGCAAUCCUUUCAGUAUCAAUGGCGGUGCCUGCGUGGCCAUGGUGGGCAAGGACUGCGUCGCCAUUGCCUGCGAUCUUCGUCUCGGUAUGCAGUCGUUGACUGUGUCGAACAACUUCCCCAAGAUCUUCAACUACGCCCCCUCGACCUUCCUCGGAUUGACCGGCCUGGCCACCGAUGUCAACACUGUCUCAGAUCUGUUUCGCUACAAGGUUAACAUGUACCGACUUCGGGAGGAACGCAACAUUGCACCACAGACGUUUGCCAACCUAGUCAGUUCGUCGUUGUAUGAGAGACGGUUCGGUCCUUUCUUUGUCAGUCCUGUGGUGGCCGGAAUCAAUGAGACAACAAAUCAGCCAUUUAUUUGCGGGUUCGACAGUAUCGGCUGUAUUGAUUUCGCCAAGGACUUUAUUGUCAGUGGAACAGCCAGUGAUCAAUUGUUUGGUACCUGUGAAGGUCUAUGGGAACCAGGAUUGAGCCCCGAUGACCUAUUCGAAACGAUUUCCCAAGCCCUCCUCAGUGCUGUUGACAGAGACGCCCUUUCGGGCUGGGGUGCUCAGGUGUACAUCAUAGAGAAGGACAAGGUGACCAAGCGUCUCCUUAAGGGACGACAGGACUAGAUGCAUAUUGUGUUCGGGGUUUCAUUUCCUUUAACGACGUUCUGUGUUCAUUUAAUCUCAUAUUACACAAUUCACGCAGCUAAUGGCGUAUGGUUUGGAUGUUCCAUUGUCCAUCAACUUUUCUUUGAUACGAUGUUGUCUAUCAGGCAUUCUCCAGUCUAUAUAAUUUGUCUUAUGGGAUUUUAGCGAUCCUCGGCAGCCGUUGAUACAUAGCAUCCCAAAAAUCACCGC